Messenger RNA from Candidula unifasciata, 1027 nucleotides. NCBI's taxonomy places the organism in Eukaryota, Metazoa, Mollusca, Gastropoda, Stylommatophora, Geomitridae. The record is from the annotation of a GenBank genome assembly.
UUUCAGAGUUGACCCAUCAGUCAGACACAGUGUAUGGUCACUCACAAUUGGUGCAUUUUUCACCUGGGUGGCAAUUUUUGGGGCAAAUCAAGCCAUGGUGCAAAGAGCAGUCACGUGUCCAACACUAAAGAAAGCCCAAAUUGCGAUGUGGCUCAACUUUCCAGGGCUGUGUAUUAUUCUGUACCUGUGUUGCUUCAUCGGUAUGUUCAUGGCAGCAUUUUAUGAGAAAUGUGACCCAGUAACGACGAAAGCUGUGACUGAUUCUAAUCAGCUUCUGCCAUUGUUUGUCAUGGAUAUUUUAAGCCAGGUCGUUGGCUUACCUGGCCUCUUUGUUGCCGGCUUGUUCAGUGGUGCUCUCAGCACUAUUUCAUCAGGACUGAACUCUAUUUCCGCUUGUGUGCUGGAAGACAUCUGUCGGGCUUACUUCAAGUCCCAUUUCAGAGAAAUCAGAGCCAGACUCCUGUCUCAAAUAUUUGCUCUUGCAUUUGGAAUGAUGUGCCUGGCCAUGACUUAUGUAGCAUCCUUACUGGGAAACAUUUUACAGGCAGCUCUUUCACUCCACGGUAUAUUUGGUGGACCCCUGCUGGGUGUUUUCACGCUAGGGAUGUUUUUUCCCUGUGCAAACAAAUGGGGCGCCUAUAGUGGACUGUUCGGUAGCCUGAUACUUGCCUUCUGGAUAGGAAUAGGGACGGCCGUCCAGAAACCCUUUCUAAAGAAAGCUAUCAUGUCUGUAGAGUACUGCAACUUUACAGCUUUCAACGCCUCUCUUCUUAUAAAACCAGCAGCAUCCAAUGUUACUGUUGUCAGAGACGCAGUGUUCCCUUUGUAUAAGCUGUCUUACAUGUGGUACAGUACUACAGCUCUGGCAGCGUGCGUUGUCAUUGGUCUUAUUGUUAGCUUCAUAACAGGUGCUACUAAACCGUCAGAACUUGAUGCCAGAGUAAUAUGUCCAAUAUUUGAUAUUCUCUUUCCUUUCUUGCCGGAGUCGAUAAGAAAACCUCUGCGUUUUGGAGUUGUCCAUGAAGGG